UAUCCACUUGUUUUUAUCCCUUCAAUCAUUCUCUCUUUUAACUCUCUCACAAACGCCAUUCUAUUCUACUCCGUAAAGCUCCAACCUUUAGAUCUCUCCUCUCCUCUCACUCGAACACUCCGCUCUCCCCCCAAAUCUCCGGAGAAAAUUCGAUUGCCCUUUAUCGUAAUUCACAUGUGUUUCGCUUAAAAAUCGAAUCUUUUUUAGGUAAAUUGAAGAUGGAUCAAAACUCUCACGACCGUCCGACGGCGGAGACGGCGGCGGCGGGGCUGCAGCUCAAUUCUACGGAGAACCCAUCACCGGGAAGAUCGGUUCCUUUCGCCACCUCCACCUCCACGAGCACCACCAGCUCGGGCACCGCCCUCGCCGUGGUGAAACCCGCCGCGGUGAAGAAGCCGUCGAAAGACCGCCACACGAAAGUUGACGGCCGGGGGCGGAGAAUCCGCAUGCCGGCGCUGUGCGCCGCGAGGGUUUUCCAGCUGACGAGGGAGCUGGGUCACAAGUCGGACGGGGAGACGAUCGAGUGGCUGCUCCAGCAGGCGGAGCCUGCCAUCAUCGCCUCCACGGGGACGGGAACGAUUCCGGCGAAUUUCUCGACGUUGAACGCCACUUUACGCGGCGGGGGUUCGACCCUUUUCGCUCAGUCGUCGAAGUCUUCUCCUUUUGGUAGUACUGGAAUGUCUCUGUAUGAGGAUAGUAACGGUGCUAACGGUUCAUCUUCCUCUGCCGCGAAGUUGUUAAACGUCGCAACAGCCGCUCAAAACGCUGCCGUUUUUGGGUUUCAUCAUCAGGGCUAUCCGCCGACGGCUUUGGGGAAGCCUUACAGAGAAGAUUACUUCAAGGAGUCUGAACCAAGUGGGAGUUCUCAGAAACCGGGUCAGUUUCAGGAGCAGGAGAUGGGUGCUGGACCGGGUAUGGGCCGUGGGGCGGCGAAUGUGGUGCCUCAACCUAUGUGGGCGGUGGCUCCUGGGAGUACUAAUGGGGGAAGCGCGUUCUGGAUGCUUCCUAUGAGCGCCUCCUCGGGUGGGAGGGAACCGAUGCAGCAGCAGCCGGGUCAUCAAAUGUGGGCGUUUAACCCGGGGAGUUAUCCGGUUGGGACGGGUCGGGUUGUGACUGCACCGAUGGGGUCGAUGAUGUUGGGAGGUCAGCAGCUAGGAUUAGGAGUGGCGGAGAGCAACAUGGCGGCCACAAUGCGUGGAAGUAGAGACGGUUUGGCCAUGACGCUAGAUCAACACCAGCAUCAGCAUCACCAGCAGCAUCAAGAGCCAAACCAAAGUCAAGCUAGUGAAAAUGGUGGUGGUGAUGACAAGAAGUGACCAAACACACACCUCUUGUGAAAAUUCUAGUGACCGCACUGGCAGUUAGGAGGAUGCCUCGCUGGCGAUCAAUGAUUCCAAUUGUAAAACAUGUUUUGGCAGUGUAAUGCUGUCAUGCCUGAGAGAUUUAAAUGACAGAAUGUGGUGAAACGUAUGUGGGUUUAAGCUCUUGAACAGAUUUGUCACAUCAUUUGUGGUUUUUUUUUUUGUUUGCGCUUUCUUUAUUUUAAUUUUUUCUUUUCCUGUGAUUGUGCUUUUGAUUGAUAGAUGUGUGAAUAUGUUGGAUCUUUUUUUGGCUU
Molecule: messenger RNA, 1615 nt
Organism: Raphanus sativus (radish)
Lineage: Eukaryota; Viridiplantae; Streptophyta; Magnoliopsida; Brassicales; Brassicaceae
Product: transcription factor TCP22
Exons: 1
Coding region: 219-1316 (365 amino acids)
Cellular component (GO): nucleus
Molecular function (GO): DNA-binding transcription factor activity; sequence-specific DNA binding
Source: RefSeq, a predicted model, not a curated record